CGCGAGUAAACACACCACAGACCCACGGCGUUCGUUCAGAGAUCGUUCGUUUCGUGGUGCUGUGAAAUUUGGAUUUUUUCAGUGGAACAACAGCAAGGAGUGGGUGCCUGAUUGUGUUGGGGAAGUCCAAAGCGCUCUCCCGGCGCUCUUCCUUCAAGAAUCGAGGGAAUGCAGUGAUAUUCGUCCCGAAAAGUGAGAUUUGUUUUGAGUCGGCACCAUGGCGGACGCGGCGGCGCGACAACUCCAGUACGAGUACAAAGCGAACUCCAACCUUGUCCUUCAAGCUGAUGUACGUCUCAUUGAGAGAAGAAGUCGAGAUGAAGCCACCGGUGAGGUCAUGUCCCUUGUGGGCAAGCUGGACGGAACCAAAAUGGGAGACCGAUUCAUGCGUUCACGCCCAGACAAAGCUGAGGAACGAAAAGCCAAGCGACAGAAGCGAGAUGAAGCUCAGUAUGACUUUGCUCGCAUGAAGGGCGCUACUCUUCUGUCAGAAGGUGUUGACGAAAUGGUUGGCAUUAUCUACCGCCCCAAAACACAGGAAACACGCCAAACAUACGAGGUUCUCCUCAGCUUUAUUCAGGAGGCCUUAGGAGACCAGCCUCGAGAUAUUCUCUGUGGAGCUGCUGAUGAAGUUCUGACUGUUCUGAAGAAUGACAAACUCAAAGAAAAGGAAAAGAAAAAAGAAACUGAGUCUCUUCUUGGUGGUCUUGCUGAGGAGCGAUUUGCUCUGCUAGUCAACUUAGGAAAGAAAAUUACUGACUUUGGUGCCAAAGAGGAAAUUCACAUUGCUGGUAAGCAUCUCUUCAAUAUUUUGAUUGCUUAUCCCCAUAAUUCAGUUUUUGAACCUUAUUCUCAUAUUUCUUGUUCUCUCUUUGCAGAAGAAAAUAUUGAUGAAGCAUAUGGUAUCAAUGUACAAUUUGGUGAGUCUGACGAUGAAGAGGACAAUGAAAACACUUAUGGUGAAAUUUCAGAGGAUGAUGAUCAGGAAGAGGGUGAAGAAGCUAAAGAUGAUUCUGCCAUCAGAUCAGAAAAUCUUGCUGCACUUGAAGAACAAAGAAAACAAGAGAAAGCUUUGCAUCCGUUGGACAUCGAUGCUUACUGGCUCCAGAGGCGUCUUUCUAAGUACUAUGACGAUGCUAUUGUUUCUCAGUCCAAAGCUGCUGAAGUCUUAAAAGUUUUGAAAGAAGCUGGUGAUGACAGAGAGUGUGAAAAUUUAUUGGUGCUGUUACUGGGUUAUGACUGCUUUGAUUUUAUUAAGCUGCUUAAAAAGUAUCGUCAGAUGAUUUUAUACUGCACAGAGCUUGCUUCCUCACAAAGUGAAGCUGAAAGGAAAAAGAUCCGGGAUACUAUGAAUGAAGAUCCAAAUCUGUCAAAAAUAUUGCGCCAGCUUGACACAGGCAAAGGCGAUGACGAUAGAUUGAAUGGGGAUGAAAGCCAGGCUGCCAGGGCUGCUCACAAGCGAGGUUCUGAAGCCAGUGAAGGCACCGAAGGAAAAGGUGGCCAAGUUAUUGGCUCUCGUGUCAUGUUGGACCUAGAAGAUCUUGCAUUUGCUGCAGGCUCUCAUUUUAUGUCAAGCAAACGGUGUCAGCUUCCUGAUGGGUCAUUCCGAAAGCAACGCAAAGGAUAUGAAGAAGUUCAUGUUCCUGCACUGAAGCCCAAACCCUUUGCUGCAGAUGAAGUACUUGUCCCCAUUUCAAAUUUACCCAGAUAUGCUCAAGCUGCUUUCAAGGAUUUCAAAACACUGAAUCGAAUUCAGAGCCGUCUACAUGCAGCAGCCCUUGGCUCAGAUGAAAACUUGUUGCUUUGUGCCCCAACUGGUGCUGGUAAAACAAAUGUAGCUCUUCUGACCAUGAUGAGAGAAAUAGGAAAACAUAUUAACCCUGAUGGAACUAUCAAUUCUGAUAAGUUCAAAAUAAUUUAUGUUGCUCCGAUGCGAUCUCUGGUACAAGAAAUGGUGGGAAGUUUUGGCAAGCGUUUAGAACCGUACAAUCUCACUGUAUCAGAAUUAACUGGUGAUCAUCAGCUGACCCGAGAGCAAAUUCAAGCUACUCAAGUCAUCGUUUGUACACCUGAGAAGUGGGAUAUCAUUACUCGUAAAGGAGGUGAAAAGACAUUCACUCAACUGGUUCGCCUGAUUAUCAUUGAUGAAAUCCACUUGCUGCAUGAUGAACGAGGACCUGUCCUUGAAUCACUUGUUGCCAGAACCAUCAGAAAUAUUGAUACGACACAAGAAGAUGUCCGUCUUGUUGGUUUAUCUGCAACAUUGCCCAAUUACCAAGAUGUUGCAACGUUCCUUCGUGUGAAGCCUGAAACUGGACUCUUUUACUUUGACAACAGCUUCCGUCCUGUUUCCCUAGAACAGCAGUACAUUGGUGUUACUGAAAAGAAAGCUCUUAAACGUUUUCAGGUCAUGAAUGAAAUUGUCUACGAAAAAGUUAUGGAACAUGCUGGACGCAAUCAAGUGCUUGUGUUUGUGCACUCUCGUAAGGAAACUGGUAAAACAGCUCGUGCCAUAAGAGAUAUGUGCCUGGAAAAAGAUUCUCUUGGACAGUUUUUGAAGGAGGGAUCAGCAUCUAUGGAAGUUCUCAGAACAGAAGCUGAACAAGUGAAAAAUAGUGAGCUCAGAGACUUGUUGCCCUAUGGAUUUGCUAUCCAUCAUGCCGGUAUGUCAAGAGUUGACCGUACCUUGGUUGAAGACUUGUUUGCUGAUCGCCACAUCCAAGUUCUCAUUUCGACCGCCACUCUGGCCUGGGGUGUCAACUUGCCCGCACACACUGUCAUCAUCAAGGGUACCCAAGUUUACAACCCUGAGAAGGGUCGAUGGGUGGAAUUAGGUGCUUUAGAUGUGUUGCAAAUGUUGGGUCGUGCUGGUCGUCCUCAGUAUGAUACUAAGGGUGAAGGUAUUUUGAUCACCAAUCACAGUGAAUUGCAGUACUACCUGUCACUGUUGAACCAACAGCUCCCUAUAGAGUCUCAGAUGGUCAGCAAACUUCCAGACAUGCUUAAUGCUGAAAUAGUAUUGGGCACAAUUCAAAAUAUGAGGGAUGCUGUGAACUGGUUGGGCUUCACAUAUCUCUAUAUUAGAAUGCUUCGGUCUCCAUCUUUGUAUGGCAUAGCACCGGAACAACUUCAAGAAGAUCCAGGUCUGGAGCGCCAUCGGGCUGACUUGAUCCACACUGCAGCACAGCUCCUGGAAAGAUCGGGCCUCCAGAAGUACGAUCGGAAAUCGGGAGCCUUCCAGGUCACGGAGCUGGGUCGGAUUGCCAGUCACUAUUACUGUACCCACCAGACUAUGUCAACUUACAACCAACUGUUGAAGCCCACUCUCAGCGAAAUUGAACUUUUCCGAGUCUUCUCGCUAUCUGGAGAGUUCCGCAACAUCAAUGUCCGUGAAGAGGAGAAACUUGAACUUCAAAAGCUGAUGGAAAGGGUUCCUAUUCCUAUCAAGGAAAGUAUGGAGGAGCCCAGUGCAAAGAUAAACGUUUUACUUCAAGCCUACAUCUCUCAAUUGAAACUUGAGGGUUUUGCUUUGAUGUCAGACAUGGUGUAUGUAACUCAGUCUGCUGGAAGACUUUUGAGAGCCAUAUUUGAAAUUGUGUUGCAUAGAGGAUGGGCUCAACUUGCUGACAAAACUCUUUCUCUAUGCAAAAUGGUGGAUCGGCGAAUGUGGCAGUCUAUGUCUCCUCUCCGACAGUUCAGGAAGAUGCCAGAAGAAAUAGUAAAAAAGAUUGAGAAGAAAAAUUUCCCAUGGGAAAGGCUCUAUGACUUGGGACCAAAUGAAAUUGGUGAACUGAUCAGGGUUCCCCGAUUGGGCAAAACAAUCCACAAAUACAUUCAUCAAUUCCCCAAGCUGGAACUUUCAACCCACAUUCAGCCUAUCACCAGGUCCACUUUGAGGGUUGAGUUGACAAUCACUCCUGAUUUCCAGUGGGAUGAGAAACUGCAUGGCGCAUCUGAAGCUUUCUGGAUCCUUGUUGAGGAUGUUGAUUCUGAAGUUGUUCUUCACCAUGAAUACUUCUUGUUGAAAUCCAAGUAUGCCGCUGAUGAACAUUUAGUGAAGUUCUUUGUCCCUGUGUUUGAGCCACUGCCUCCUCAGUAUUUCUUGCGAAUUGUUUCUGACCGCUGGAUUGGUGCAGAGACUCAACUUCCUGUCUCUUUCCGCCAUUUGAUUCUCCCUGAGAAGAAUGUGCCUCCUACCGAAUUGCUAGAUUUGCAACCGCUGCCAGUCUCUGCUCUGCGUACCCCAGACUUAGAAGAAGUUUACCAGGAAAAGUUCAAGCAAUUCAAUCCCAUCCAAACCCAGGUUUUCAAUGCUGUGUACAACAGUGAUGAAAACAUCUUCAUUGGAGCACCAACUGGUUCAGGAAAGACAACAAUUGCCGAGUUUGCUGUGUUGAGGAUGUUCCAACACCACCCUGAGGGUCGGUGUGUGUAUGUUGUUGCGAAGGAAUCCUUGGCUGAAAUAGUCUUUGCUGACUGGCACAACAAGUUUGGACUGACUUUAGGAAAGAAAGUGGUUAUGUUGACUGGUGAAACAGGCACAGACCUGAAACUUCUCGCCAAGGGUCAGGUGAUUGUGGCCACAGCAGAGAAGUGGGACGUUCUUUCUCGUCGUUGGAAGCAGCGCAAAAACGUUCAGAACGUUCACCUGUUUGUUGUUGACGAGCUGCAGCUGAUUGGCGGUGAGGAUGGCCCUGUACUGGAAGUGGUCUGCUCACGAAUGCGGUACAUCUCUUCCCAAAUAGAGCGACAAAUUCGAAUUGUGGCGUUGUCUGCAUCACUGGCAGACGCUAGGGAUGUUGCACAGUGGCUGGGCUGUAAUUCAAACUGCACUUUUAACUUCCACCCUAGUGUCAGACCACUGCCCUUGGAGUUGCACAUUCAGGGUUUCAACAUGACUCACAAUGCUUCCCGUAUUGUGGCCAUGGGCAAGCCAGUCUACAAUGCCAUCAUGAGGCACAGCCCCAACAAACCAGUUGUGGUCUUCGUACCAAGCAGAAAGCAAGCCCGCCUCACAGCCAUAGACAUUCUCACAUAUGCAGUGUCGGAGGGCACACCGGACAGAUUCUUCCAUGCCGAACAGGAUGACAUUCAGCCUUUCCUGGAACGCAUGCAAGAUAAGACCCUGAAGGAAACACUGGGACAAGGUGUUGCAUAUGUCCAUGAAGGACUUUCCCCUAGUGACCAUCGGCUGGUUGAACAGCUGUUUGAGUCUGGGGCUAUCCAGGUUGCUGUUGUGACUCGCAACUUAUGCUGGGGUGUGAGCAUGGCAGCACAUCUUGUUGUCAUCAUGGAUACACAGCUGUACAAUGGCAAGAUCCACGCCUAUGAAGACUACCCAGUUACUGAUGUACUUCAGAUGAUUGGCUUUGCCAACAGACCUCUUGAGGAUGAUGAUGCAAAAUGCGUCCUUAUGUGCCAGACCUCAAAGAAAGACUUCUUCAAGAAAUUCCUGAAUGAGCCCCUCCCUGUUGAGAGCCAUCUGGACCACAGAUUGCAUGAUCAUUUCAAUGCAGAAAUUGUAACAAAAACAAUUGAAAAUAAGCAGGAUGCUGUGGACUAUCUUACAUGGACGUUUAUCUAUAGGCGCCUUACACAGAACCCUAACUACUAUAAUCUGCAAGGAGUGUCUCACAGGCACUUGUCAGAUCAUCUUUCAGAACUAGUAGAGAACACGCUCAAAGAAUUGGAGCAAUCUAAGUGUAUUAGUGUUGAGGAUGAAAUGGAUUGUCUGCCACUCAACUUGGGAAUGAUUGCAGCUUACUAUUAUAUCAACUACACAACUAUAGAAUUAUUCAGUCUUUCACUGAACAGCAAGACCAAAAUCCGAGGUCUCCUAGAAAUUAUCUCCUCUGCUGCUGAGUACGAGGAUGUUCCUGUGAGACAUCAUGAAGAUGCUGUUCUUCGUCAGUUGGCAAGCAAGUUGCCUAACAAGCCCUCUGGAUCUGGUGGAGCUCCAGUCCGCUACAAUGACCCACAUGUCAAGACCAACUUACUGAUCCAAGCUCACCUGAGCAGAAUACAACUCAGUGCUGAGUUGCAGGGUGACACAGAACUCAUCCUUUCCAGGGCUAUUCGUCUGAUCCAAGCCUGUGUGGACGUACUCAGUUCUAACGGGUGGCUGGCACCGGCCGUGGCUGCCAUGGAGCUGGCGCAGAUGGCCACCCAGGCCAUGUGGAGUAAGGACUCUUACCUGAAGCAACUGCCUCACUUUACCACUGACAUGAUCAAGCGCUGUUCCGAAAAGAAUGUGGAGACCGUGUUUGACAUCAUGGAACUUGAGGAUGAUGACCGUUCCAAGCUUCUUCAGCUAAGUGAUACUGAGAUGGCUGAUGUUGCACGGUUCUGCAACCGUUACCCCAACAUUGAACUGAGCUAUGAAGUCGUUGAUAAAGAUCAAUUGCAAUCAGGCUCUCCAGUCAAUGUCAAUGUUAGCCUUGAACGUGAAGACGAUGUCACUGGGCCUGUCAUUGCCCCAUUCUUCCCUCAGAAGAGAGAAGAGGGCUGGUGGGUUGUUAUUGGAGACCCAAAGACAAACUCCCUGCUUUCUAUCAAGAGGUUGACUCUCCAACAAAGAGCCAAUGUCAAGUUGGACUUUGUUGCUCCUUCACCUGGCCAUCAUUCCUACACAUUGUACUUCAUGAGUGAUGCUUACCUUGGCUGUGAUCAAGAGUACAAGUUCUCCAUUGAUGUUGGGGAUUAUGAAAGUGACAGUGGAAGUGAUAGCGAGUAAAUGUGUUUUUUUUUUAAUGUAUCAUAGUGAAGUAAUCUGUACAUUUAUCUUUGACUGUAAAAUCACCUUCAAUUCAACAUGAAAUUAUAAUAAUUAACUGUAUGUCUUAAUUCAUUGCUUGAUGGCACGUCAUAUUGAUGCAACCUGAUGUAUAUUUUGAUAGUAAAGUUGACUUUUACA
Thrips palmi is the source of this 6913-nucleotide messenger RNA. It is a transcript of the gene l(3)72Ab, whose product is annotated as putative U5 small nuclear ribonucleoprotein 200 kDa helicase. Bases 218 to 6733 code for a protein of 2171 amino acids. Lineage: Eukaryota; Metazoa; Arthropoda; Insecta; Thysanoptera; Thripidae. Gene Ontology annotation, cellular component: nucleus. Gene Ontology annotation, molecular function: ATP hydrolysis activity; ATP binding; nucleic acid binding. The transcript is spliced from 17 exons. The record is from RefSeq and is a predicted model, not a curated record.